This is a messenger RNA of Danio rerio (zebrafish), 1515 nucleotides long. RefSeq names its product Y box binding protein 1 (gene ybx1). Gene Ontology annotation, molecular function: nucleic acid binding. The record is from RefSeq and is marked provisional. Lineage: Eukaryota; Metazoa; Chordata; Actinopteri; Cypriniformes; Danionidae. Gene Ontology annotation, cellular component: extracellular region; P-body; cytoplasm.
UAGAUUGGGGAAUGGGUGGAGAGAUGUGACAGAAUAUCGUCCGGCAUUUUUACUCAGUCCGUCCAGUUCGAUCGGCAACGGGAGCGGAGAAAGGAAAGCGGAGAGCCCGAAGGCAGCAGCCCCCACCACCGCCGGCCCAGGUUACCAUCUAGCACCGGGAAAACACACUAGAGAGCCACCGCCGGCUUUACCAACAAGAAAACAACAUGAGCAGCGAGGCCGAGACACAACAGCCGCCGCAGCCUGCCGCCGACGCGGAGAGCCCGUCCAGCCCGGCAGCCGCAGCUACCGCGGGGGAUAAGAAGGUCAUCGCAACAAAAGUUUUGGGGACAGUGAAAUGGUUCAAUGUAAGGAACGGCUACGGUUUCAUCAACAGGAAUGACACAAAGGAAGAUGUCUUUGUGCAUCAGACCGCCAUUAAAAAGAACAACCCCAGGAAAUAUCUCCGUAGCGUUGGGGACGGAGAGACUGUGGAGUUCGACGUGGUAGAAGGGGAGAAGGGGGCUGAGGCAGCAAAUGUUACCGGCCCGGGUGGCGUUCCUGUGCAGGGUAGUAAGUAUGCAGCUGACAGGAACCGUUACAGGCGGUACCCACGCAGGAGGGCCCCACCUCGCGACUACCAGGAGAACUAUCAGAGCGACCCUGAGGCAGAGCCCCGGGAGAAGAGAGAGGGGGCAGAGAGCGCCCCCGAGGGGGAGAUGCAGCAGCAGCAGCGCAGACCCACUUACCCCGGCAGACGGCGCUACCCACCAUACUUCGUGCGGAGGCGUUACGGCAGACGCCCCCCCUACACCAACUCACAAAGAGGAGAGAUGACAGAGGGUGGUGAAGGUGAAGAGAACCAAGGGGGUCCAGACCAGGGCAACAAACCAAUGAGGCAGAACUACUACAGAGGCUUCCGACCAAGGGGUCCCUCACGUCCCCGGCCAGUGCGGGACGGAGAGGAGGAUAAGGAGAACCAGAGCGAGAGCGGACAGAACCAGGAGCCCCGUCAGCGCCGCUACCGUCGCAACUUCAACUACCGCCGCAGACGCCCCCAGACAACCAAGCCUCAGGACGGCAAGGACAGCAAGGCAGCCGACGCAUCAGCCGACAAAUCAGCCGCUCCCGAAGCCGAACAGGGCGGAGCAGAUUAAACCGCCACCGGCUUAAACAUCCAGACCAUCCGGCCGGUUUUGUCAAGAAGAAACAUCCAACAUCUGAGCAAUAAGAAACAGAUAUGACUUCGAUCGUCUAAGCUUGCAAAAAUGCAUUUCGACCAGAUUACCACCGAUUGCCUGCAGACUCUAUGCAGACUUUUUUUUUUGUUUGUUUUGUUUUUCCAUUAUUUUUGUGACAGCUAAAACUUUUGGGGAAACAGCAGAUGUUUUUCUAAAUCGGUCUUAAGUUUUUACACCAAAUGGUUUUUAAAUGUAAUUUGAUAUCUGGUCAGUUUGACAUUUUUAAAUAACUUUUUAUGUAUCCAAACAUGAAUUUUAACAAAAGGCAAGCUGAAAUAAAAACCAGAAACAUUAA